Messenger RNA from Actinia tenebrosa (Australian red waratah sea anemone), 9199 nucleotides. RefSeq lists its product as uncharacterized. Gene Ontology annotation, molecular function: RNA polymerase II transcription regulatory region sequence-specific DNA binding; DNA-binding transcription factor activity, RNA polymerase II-specific. The record is from RefSeq and is a predicted model, not a curated record. Gene Ontology annotation, cellular component: nucleus. Gene Ontology annotation, biological process: regulation of transcription by RNA polymerase II. NCBI's taxonomy places the organism in Eukaryota, Metazoa, Cnidaria, Anthozoa, Actiniaria, Actiniidae.
UGCAACUCGUACUCAUUCAGUCUAUAAAAUUUAUUGUCGCUGUAGGAUUACCGUAGGGUUUACAACUCCACUAUAAAAAAACUACCGAUCUCUACGGGAUGGGACUGAACAAGAACUACGAAGGAUAAUUCAGUGAUCGGAGCUGCUGGCGAGCGACAAUUUCUUCUCAAAGUUUCCUUCACUAUCAACAAGACCACGGGACUAAAUUUAAGCAUGAAUAGACGAACUGGAUCAAGAAUUAGACGGGUUACGAGUAAAGCUGUUGAUUUAAAAACCACUUCAAGUCAACAACAACAACAACAGAAAGACAACGAACUUGAAGAAGAAGAGAAGAAAAGUUCUAACGACCGAGCCAUACCAGUCAACCACCUUCAAAGAAACUCAGUUCAAAAAACUACGAACGAUCGACCUGAAGAAAACACAAAAACACACUCUCGAAGUAGUGAUAAUAAAUGUUCAAGUAAGGAGCUAUUUUUGCCUCCUUUGUCUACAACUGGUUCCGCACACACUAAUAACGACUUGAAAUCUUCGCCAAGAAAUGAUGGAGGGAGAAGAAAAGUUGGGCUCAGCAAUACAGGAUCCAUGGCUAAAAAGACUGGAGUAAAUACAGAUGUAAAUAAAUCUUUGAAUAACAGGAGUCUACUUUCGCCAACACUGGCUAAAAGGCAGGGAGUUGCUAGGCAGUUAGCUUUUCAAGAAUCCUUCGAUGGCAAGACAAAAUUCAAUGAGGAUGAAAAUACAGAUAGCGCAAUAUCAGAUGAGGAGAUUGAAGGAGCAAGUGAGUUGUAUUCUCAGAAUAGAACUGGUAUGAACAAUAGUCAGCGGUCUUGGAGAGCUUCUCCUUCAAAAGCAUCUCACACUGAAUUAGUUUCUCGGACCCCAACUCCUACCCAACAGAAGUAUAAGAAAGGGGACAUAGUCCAAAUGCCGAAUGGCAUCCGAAAGAAGUUCAAUGGAAAACAAUGGAGACGGCUGUGUUCUCGGGACAAUUGCAACAAGGAGUCACAACGAAGAGGAUACUGCUCUCGGCACCUGUCUUUGAAGGGAAAAUCAAUAAAAAGUUUAAGUUCUAUUCCUGGUCGCAAGAAAGGAACGAUGCAUGGGAGAGAACUGGACUGGGAGUCAGGAGACAGCGAAGGCAGUGUUGAGGGAGAGGUUAAUGCAACAAAUGACGAGCGGAAUCUAGAUGACAAAGAGCAAGAAGCAGCAGCCAUGUUAGUUUCGUUAAGUAACUCAAGAUGCGCAACACCCUUUUCAAACCCAGCAACACCAUUACCAGUUUCACCAGCUUUUGGAGGGUCAUUUUCACCAUCGUUUAACUUUCAAGUCACACCUGGCACACAUAAACCCAACAUGAAGGCAAGCAAGUCUGGUCGAUCAUCAAGCACUGAAUUAUUAUCUCCCUUCUUCAAUGGCUCUGGAUCUACCAAUACUAUUAGUCCAGAUUCUGGCAUCCAUUGUCGAGAGGAUGUACAUAGUGCUACACCUUCUAUUACUUCUCCAUCACCAUUAUUUUCACCAAACACUCCUACAAAGAGAACAUUUUCACCCAUCUCACCACCUGCAGGGGGAGGAACUUCACCAGUUCCACCAACCCCACCAGCUAUAUCUUCAAAGAGGACCUUCUCUGUGUCACCGAUUCCUGCUCCGUCUGCCAUCACUCCACCAAAAGCUAAAGUCGCACGAGUCAUGUAUUCACCCAUACCUCCUCAGUCGCUCCCUGUAACAUCUAGUAGUACAUUUGUUCCUGUCACUCAAACGCAACCAAGACAUGAGACUUGUAACUUAGAUAAAGGACCUCUUCCGCCUGAAGUAAAGCCGACAGAUUCUGAAAAUUCUAUUAAGGAAUCAUUUUUAACUUCAAAAACAAUUUUAAAAACACAAGAGGCAGCUAAAGUGGUUGAACAUGUCCCUACAGUGCAGAUUCCAAGUACUCAAGUUAAUAUCAUCCAAGUUGCAAUCCACCCAUGGGUUACUUUAAUUCCUCAUCUGUCAUAUACCGUAUCAAAUGAAAAACAGGACCAAGCUUGUUUAGCUGGAACUAUGUCUUCAGAAAAUGAAAGUGAAACUGUGAAGCUACAAACUGGUAUCAUCAACUCUUUGCUUGUUCAUGAUGACUCCCAAGGUGAAGAUGAAGAAAUGCGGACUUCAGUAUUACCUGAUGAAAGCGGUAUGCAACGGGAUAAUGAUGCUGUUGGGACAGGACCUUCAAGGAAGCGUACUCGAUCAGAAGGCAAAGACGAGGGCAAGGACUCCAAGGACUACGUCAGACGUCCCAUGAACGCUUUCAUGAUCUUCAGUAAGCGUCACCGUGGUUUGGUCCACCAGCAGAACCCGCAUCAGGACAACAGGACAGUUAGCAAGAUACUGGGCGAAUGGUGGUAUGCCCUUGGACCGGACAAAAAACAGGAGUACAACCAUCUUGCUGCGCAGGUCAAAGAAGCCCAUUACAAAGCGCAUCCUGACUGGAAAUGGUGUUCCAAGGACAGAAAGAAGUCUCCCAGGAAGACAUCAGAACGAGCGGACUCGAUAGACUCGGCUUCAGGUUCGGGUUUACCGAGUGGUUCUUUGGAUUAUGUUGAAGACGUGAAGCAGAGCAUGGACGAUAUCAAACCAAAGAUGCGGUGUAAGCGUUCACAGAGCACGCCUAUCUACCAGGGGGAGUCCCAUGAGUCUGUCCAAAGAUCCUUCACCCCACAACCCAGGGGACUAGAUUCGCCUCAGGCGCUAGUAGAACUGGCACAGAUGUGUUCCACACGAUUAGCUGAACGAGAACAAAAACUUGAUAUAAAUAAGCAAGAAACUCGGUCAGAAGUGCCUUGUUCUUCGUCCACGAAUCCUGACGAGCAUGCGCAGGACAGCGACGAUGAAGGAUCCGUCGAGUUGGAAUGUCGCGAGAAUCUGGACGCAAACGAAGGAGCCUUUGACUCGUCCGACGAUGAGGACAUUGAAAGUCGAGUGUUUCCACAACAACGAUUUUCUCCAGCUGUUACUGCGGGGUUUAACCAACGUAGUUUGACCCCUGACGUUAGUAAAGCUAAGUAUUCUCCGAUACCUUUCACGAGACGAGCAAGAACACCUGACGUAUUGUCCAAAGCUGGUUCAAACGGCACCACUGUCCGAUCCAAAACACCAUCACGAGAGCAUGACUCCAGGAAGCAAACCCAUAGAGUUGUCGAGCCAACGUUCAGAAGACAGCUUUCGGGGGAUUCCGAGAAAAGUGCAGACUGUGACACCUUUGUACGACCAACGACUGCGCCGUCAACGAAGUCAUCUUCCCCUGGAUUGACAAUCAGCGGGAAUUUUAAACCCAAGGGAUCGGUAUUUAGGCCCAAGUCAUCACGCCACCAGAUCUUAGCAAGAGGACCUGGUGUUCUCUCGAAUGGUGGUUUCAGUAAAGCGGGGUCUAGUGGAGUCUUGAAUUCUUCCGCGGUCCAUUCUACUGCCCAGCCUCGAGGGGUUCCAGACAACGACCAAGGUUCUGUUAGCAACGCCGGCAGUUCUAUGUUACCCAUCCGGCCAAAUGUACAGUCCGAUAAGACACACUCGCAGUCCUUCAGCAAUAAUCUUCAACAUCAAGCCACAAACAAAAGCCCUCUGUCCUCCCCCACUAGAAAAACCCAGCUCAAACCCAUUGCUCCUCUCCCUGGUGGAGUUUCAAGUACAUCCACUGCAAUAACAAACUUCUUGAAAACUGCAAAGCCAAAAGGGACAUCAAGGAUUAUUCCUCUGGGAACUAAACCGUUUGGUGCUUCUGCGGCAUUGCAAGGAAUGGUCCAAAAUUUACCCAUUAACUAUUCCCAAGAUGGAUGGCCCGUUGUGCUCCCUAGAGUAGGGACUAACUCAAGUGAGGGCUCCGUGGCAACAUCGUCAGUAGUUCCAGUGGGGACACAGGGACAAACACAGAUAAGACCCUUGCAAAUUGUCCCAUCAGUGCAAGGGCAGUCCUACUCAGGUACCGUUUUUCAGAGUAUGGCCCCGCAGAUGUUUAAACCAUUGAUGUCCCCUACUCUAGGGGUGACAAGAAGUACGUUUCACUUCUCUUCGCCUGUCAUUUCUACAGGGGUCGAGAAGUCUUCUACCCUUGACACGCAAGUCAACGUUUCCCGCUCUGACUCUUCGAGACAACUUUCCAGCCCCAACUCAGGUCUUGACGCCACAGGAAUAGCUCAAAACCCGAACCAUCUUGCCUCAACUGGAACUGAGACUACAGUAGAAGGAGUCGGCGGCAACUCUAGCAAAAGCAUGAGUACUCAUGUAGACGCUCAGCCCGACGUUGACUCGCCAAAGCAGAUCAAAGAGACUGGGACAGCUUUGCUAGAAACAGGAGCUGGACAAGGCCAUGACAGAACCGAGACAAGCUCUCAACAGAAGACCAUUCUCAAGAGAUUCGUAAAUGAUGGAAUGGAGGAAGUUCUCGCCGACGUGGAUUUCACGAGGCAAUUUGCUGACCUUCCUGAAUACAAUCCCAGGAACCCUAAAGAUCAACCAACCAAGCUUUCACCAAACGUUCCCAAACCACCACUACACAAGACUCGAUACUCGUCUAGACACGCCAAGGCGGCCGAUGGACAGAUAGAUGAACCACAGGGUGAUGGAGAAAGGGCCUCCUCAAGUGCAUCUAAUCAUUCAAGUCUAGACGCACUUGCCGAGGCUGCUGCGCUCCAAGGAAGCGGGCCCAAAGGAACACAGUGCAUCAGAAACGAAGAACGAUGCCACUGAAAGCUCUUCGCGGAAGAACCAAGACCAGAGACGAACGCUGGUCAUGGAACUCUUAACUCAAACUGGGUACUUUCCACCAGACAGUGUAACUUCAGAGUUCCAGCAAGAUCAUUCUGAGCUCUUCCCGAACAAGAACAGUCUGCAACUAAAAAUCCGAGAGGUGAGACAGAAGUGCUUGAGCACGCAGAUGAACAGUAAGUUAAGUACGUAGUAACCAGGUAACGAGAUCUCUAGUGGAGGGGAGGGAAGGGAAUGUGAAGGGAAAGAAGAAUGGCAAAGUAUUGAUGGUAGUGUAUAGUAAGAUAUUGAUAGUGUAGUUAAAUUCUUUCUUAUUGGUGUAUUUCAAAUUUAAAUAUUACAGUGUUUGUUGGGUUACUAAUAGAUAUCUGCCGAUUGCUUUAAUGCCGGGUUCUUUUUUGGUCACAAAUUCCAUAUUUGGUUAUAAAAACUAUCCUUAUUUGGUCAUGAAGAUAUUUCCUUUUUUGGUGUGCCGUUUCGUUAUUUGGUCAUGCAUUCCAUAUUUGGUAAUAACUGUUGCAUUGAUUUAGAUUUUAGUUUUUUUUACAUUUUUUUCUUCAACUAAGUUUUUCACUGACUCUUUUUAAACGCAAAAUAUCAAACUCAUAUUCUCUAGUUUUGACUUGAAGUCAUACAGAAUGGUAGCCAUAGAAAUCGUUUUAAUUUGAUUUGAAAAGUUCAUAAAAAAUGCAACGGCUUUCUUGGCGUUUGCUCAUAUUCACGCUAAAAUGAAUCGGAUUUUCUUUUUCGGCAUUUAUCUGUAUUCCAGGUAAAAACCAAUUAAAAUUUAGCUCUAGAAUUAAUUCAAAAUACCUUUUCGCUUUAAUUAUUUGCUCGAACUAUAUUUUUAAUAUUCGAAUAAGCUGCUUGCUUGAAAAGCGUCCUUUUGAAAAAAAACUUUUGCUUUGCAAAAUUUAUUUCGUUUCCUUACUCAGAAAUUGUCGCAUUUUGCCGAGCAUUUUCCCCCUCAGCCUGUGUCUAUUCAUAAAGCUAACCUUCAAAUUAAAACCUUAUGUUAAGUUUUUUCUUCGGAUUUAAUUUUGAUAUUCAUGGCUGUAGCAUUUGUACAACGCAUUUUGAACAUUUUCCAAAAAAAAAAAUCAUUCCUAAAUAUUCAACUCACUAUAAUUUUCGGGAUGCCUUUGGUACAUUUUCCCGCUCAAACUCACACGACCUUUUUCCCCGGAAUUCAAACUCAUUUUGAGUACUGAUUGGUCGCCAGUAAGUACGUUAGCUGGAAGUACAUUUUUCUAUAUCAAGGGUACGUAGUUGUAGUGGCGACAUUUUCAAGGCAUUCUUUGCAGUAAUGCAAAAUUUCUUCCAUGAAUUUGGAAGAAACUGUUAAUGCAUUUUUUGUAAUUAAAAAUUAUACGUUUUUGUCUAUGUUGGUGGCCGCCGUAUUGGAAACUACUCUCCUCAAAUCCUUCUCCUCAAAACUAAUAUCCGAGAAUUUAUUGUGCUGGAUUUUAAAGAAAUUCUUCGAUGUAAUGUCGUAAACGUUGAAGUAUUUCGGCAAAAAAGCCAAGAUUUCAAUAAAUUUGAAAACGUAGUAGGUUUUGAGUGUGCAAUUCAAUAUGGCCGUCGACCUUGCCGCCUUUUUAUCAACCCGCAAACCAUUAUGGUCAAGUCACAUGUAUUACUCUUGAUCAGUGUCGCCAAAGUUUUCCUUAACUAACAAGACUGAAUAUUAACGGAUAAUUAAAUGCGUCAGAGUUGAUUUCUAAAUGUAUUCAAAAUGGCGUCCAAUUCGCAAGCCACAAUAGAUUUGUCUUUAUAGUUGAACAAAUAUAAAAAGUAGUUGAUAAAUCCGCCUGCAGGAACACUUACUCUUUUCUAUCCAACCCAAUGCUUACUAUGAAAUAACUCGCCAUUUGUAUAUUCCAUAUAAUCUUAAAAUAUUUAUAUACCUAGACUAGGGGUUCCAUUCAAGUCGUAUUCGCGUUCACUUUUUGCAGGAUUUGUGUGAGUGGGAAACCUGUGUUACAUGAUUGGUUCUUUGGUUUAAUCAUGCUUUUUGAUUGGUUAAGGCGAGAUGCCAUAUGAGUGUAAGUGCGCCUCUGGUUACUGCUCACACGAAUUCUGCUCCGCCAAUUUUCAGGCGCUGUAAAUAAUAAAGUACGAAAAUAUGAUUUUAUUUCUAAAUGUAACUACAUCAUUCGUAAAAUAUCCGAGUCUGGCGAUUGUAAAGUUUGUGCGUUGUUUCAAGAUCGAGUGAAAAAGUACGAACAAAUGCAAGCAUUCCUGUUUUACCUGUUUUCUUGACAGAACGUACUAAAUGUUUUUAUCUCGUAAAACCGGUUUUUCAUUCAGAAUAAACAGGAAAAGCUGGCUUGCUUCUGUUUAGCGUAGAACGUAGUAUUAGUGUUUUCAUCCAUUCAUCACAAAUCGAUAAAUAUUCAUUACAUUAAUCGUUAUUUAAUUUAACUUGUAGAAAAAGACAUAUUCAUUAAUUCUUUAGUUUUAUUACUUUCGUUUUGUAAUUGAAUAAGGGUACCCAAAAUGAUUUUUUUAAUUUUAAGAUUUAAACAGCACAUUAUGUCGCAUCCCAAAGUUUUUGUUCUAUUUUACUACUCAUCUCAACCGAGUCGUAUAGACGAAAAGUCGCUUGCGAUUUACUUUUUUCUCGCGACAAAUCGAAAAAAGAGGACAGACAAAACCACUGCAAGCAACGUAAAGAUUAAAAGGACAAUUUUUUGUUCCUUCUCCUACUUUCUACUCGCUUCUAGUAGAAAUUUAUUCAAUUUAUUCUGCAUUUAGUGGUCAGAAUAUUGUAGUUCUACUACCUGUUUACGGCUAACGAUUUUGAGCGAGAUAAUGUGCUGUUUAGUGAAAGCUUUUGUUUUUAUACAUUUUAAACCCUGUAAAUUCAACCAUACCAUGUUUAGUUCAGUUUUAUAAAAAGUUAGUUAAAUUUAAUAGAUCGAAAUACUGAAAAAUACUCCUAAAACCCAUGCCUACGCUUUGUUUAAAAAGAGGGGACCUAGUAACUAGUGGGUGAUUCGAAAAUUUUGAAUAAAUUUUUCUAUCCGUGGUAAACUGAGAGGUGUGAAAUUCAUUCGUGUUUAGAUAGAUUGUUUCGGGUGUAUUUUUCAGUGACAGAGUAAAAUUAAAGAGAAAAAAGAAAUACGGACAUAAGAUAUGGAUAUUUUCAUUAGCCAAAUUUAUUGCUUAUAGUAAAAAUUAUCGAAAUUGGGAUUCCUGUGGCUAAUAUUAACCGCGGAUGUUAAACCACAGAAAGCCCGCGCAGUUUGGUGUGUGUGGUGUGGCUUCGCUUAUUUUUUAUAAGACGAAUGUUUUCACUGAGCUGGCACAUGGAAAAUUUAAAGAAAUCAAUUUGCUGAUUAUUUGCUUUAUUGAUGUUGCUUUGUGGCAUAACAGUGAAAGUUUUAUUGAUAUGUUGGUGCCUUUUUGACUAAGGUUGUAUGGUUUUUACCUCAUUUUGUCUAUCUGUCUGCCUUAUGUCUCUCUUUCGUUGCCAUGGGUUUUGACCAAACAAGUCACUGUGAUAAACUUAAAGUGCCUAUCACCUUUCUGAACAUUCACAGUAUUGUUUCUACUUGGGGUAAGAUGUUGGAUAACCCAGAAAAAUAUUAUAGUUUGAGUGCGACUUCUUGAAGUUAUAAAGGUUUUUUCCUAUGCCAUAAAACUCAAAACUGAAAUUGUAUCGGGCUAUUCCACAUCUUACCCCAUGUAGAAUCAGUACUGAGAAUAUUGUCAGAAGGGUGAUAGGCACUGUUAGCUUUAGAAACUGGUUUUUUUUCUCUCUCUUUUAAAAAUUAACGAAAUAGUUGACUGUUGUUUACGAUAAAUUUCGCUAAUGCCAUAAAGUACUUCAAAAUUUAUAUCAAAUCACUUUAGUUUGAUAAAACCAGUAAAUAUAAUCUAGCGUUCGACUUAUAGCUUAACCCCAUCUAUCUUUCCCAUGAUGCCUUGCAUUCAGUUUUGACGUAAGCGCUGCUUACAAUUUCUGUAUCAUUUCGGUAUUAUAUUCACCAUUUUCCAUACAUCGUUUCACUGGUCAAACACAAAGCAUUCAAGCGAGGCGCCAAGGUACUUUCAAAGGAUUAUUCAAAUUUGAACCUUGCAACCCUGACUGAAUGCUCUGUGUUUGGCCAGUGAAGUCUGGAAAAUGGUGAAUACUUUUACCUUUACUUUAACUAGUUUCCAAAAUAAUAAUAUUUAGAAAUCUGUCUUUUGGAUAGAAUAAUCUUUUAAUAUUUAUAGUUUUUUAUUAGACUUCGAACACCAAAUUAUGUUUACCUGAACUUCAAGAAAAAAAAUAUAUGCAUAAAAUACAGAAAGAAAAAAAAGAUAAAUUUGCACUAGUAAACAAGCAAGCAAAGUUAUUAUUUAUUCAAGUUUUCUCGAAAAGAGAGGAACUAUAACCAAGAUUAACUCAUUCUUGAUGUGAAGUUUGAUGAAACGAUGAAAUAAACGCUUCCCUAUCUUGGGAUAGAAA